AUGGAUGUAUCAGAAUGCUUUAUUGUUAAUAAAGUACCAAAUACAUCUGUUAAAGUGAGAUUAUCAUUCCAGGAUAUCGAUAAAGAAAUUUUCAGUCAAUACUGUAGCAGUGACACAAAGAAGUCCUAUUUAUUGACCCAGCAACUUAAGCGAUGCAUGGCUGUUGGUAUGGCUAAGGAUAUAGGGGUAAAUAUAGAGAGGUUACGUUUUAAAUUUAAUGGCUGGAAAGAAAAACCUUCAGAGCUUAAUACACUGUGUAUUUCUAUGGAAGUUAAUCAUUCUGGUGAAUUUAAUUUAAAAAAAGAGUUAACGAGUAUGACACUUCAGGGUAUUUUAAAUGGAUCCAAGUUUAAAUUGGUAAUGAAGUUCCUUGGUAAAAAUGCAUCAGUGGACGUGGAUGUUACCCCUGCUGCUGCAAUCCGAAUGCUGCAGAUGGAAGUGGCUGUUAGAUAUUUUGAUGAUGAAAUUAAAAAACUUUUAACUAGAAAAUCAAGUAUUCUAGAACGUGAUAUAAAAAAGAGCAUUGCUAUUGCUGGUGAACAGAAAGGUAUUUAUUGCCCUGUUCUUACUAUUAUCUCCAACCUAUAUGAUAAAAAUACAUUUAGCUAUCAACUUUAUUAUUAUCAUACAGCCCCAGGCCCAGCGCCAGAAUUAGAUUUUUACGAUAAUUCGCACAAAUCUUUGACUGGUGCCCAGAGUGCAAGCCUAACACAGAUGUUAGCUGCGACAGGAAAGCUUCCUAAAGUGAUUAAAAAAAUUCAUUAUGUUAACCGUGAUGGAAAGUGUCAUUAUUGUGGAAAAUAUUUCAGCACUAGCAGUUCAGUUCUGGCAGAUAAGACCACUUACUGUCAAUAAAAGAAUUUUGGGCAAUAUUUGUAAAUUGGUAUGUGCAUUAUGUUCAAACAAAUGAUGGUGUUGGACGACGAAACAAGUGCAUCUUUAUGUAUUUUUGUAUUAUUUUUUGAAAAUUAUUUCUCAAUGGUGUAAUUUGACUUUAGUUUGCUUUUGAAGUGCAUUUAGUAAGUAAUUUUAUAUAUAUUUUUAAUUUAUUUUAAAGAUUUAAAGAUUUUUACAAAAAAUUUUUCUUUUUGGAAUUUUUAUACGACAAUUUAAGCUAGAGCGUUUCGGAAUUUUUUGAGUUAUUCAACACGUUUUACCUGAAUUGAAAGAUUUUGUUUUAAGGAUAGGGCUUUUAAAUGUUCUUUUUGCGAAAGAAUAAGGCAAUAUUUAUGUAAUCGCCAUGAAGAUAGUGUUUUUUUCAAAAAAGUGAACCAUGAGUUAUAAUUAGUGGCUCACACUUGCACUCAUUUUAUAGUAAUGCCAUUUAUCUUUUCUGAAAUUCAGCAUUUAACAGACUAUGACACAAUGUAAUGUAACAAGUUAAUUUGACAUGUAAACCGUUUCCCAUCCACUUUUAAAAUUCUAUCCAGUGGUGCAAGUAGUUUUUGCUUUUCACAUCUUUUGGUCUGUAAACUGCUACAAGACAAUUGUAAAAUGCAUGUUAGUAUUUAUCUUCAUACUCCCUAAUAAGUUUUCUACAUUUUAAAAUGGAAUUUGCCUUGUCACCCAAAUGAGCCGCAUUUCCAAAAAAUUGACCCUGUUAUAAAAUAUUGCGUAUUAGGUAUAAAAUAGAGCAAAAUAAAAAAUUGAUCGUCAAAAAGCCCCGUGUCCAUUAAAUUUAGACAUGGUUUGUGGAUAUCGUAAAUUAGCCUAAAAUAUAUGGUGUUGCUUUUUUCUUGCAAUAUAUUGCACAGACUCUUGACAAAUGUAUAACAGGAUAUUUCUUAUGUUAUUUGUAUAGAACUUUUUUAAAAAGGCUGUUAAUUGUCUCAGAUUUCAGGUGGUUUGUUAUUUUAUUUAUAAAGUAUUUAAACUUUUUAAGUGGUUUAACAUUUCUUUGUGCAAUUAUGUAAUGUUUUUACUUGCGUGCAUGGUACUGCUUGUAUCACUUUUAAAACUAUGGAUGUAUUUGUUAAA
This is a messenger RNA of Hydractinia symbiolongicarpus, 1977 nucleotides long. RefSeq lists its product as uncharacterized. The transcript has 4 exons. The coding region runs from base 1 to 855 and encodes 284 amino acids. NCBI's taxonomy places the organism in Eukaryota, Metazoa, Cnidaria, Hydrozoa, Anthoathecata, Hydractiniidae. The record is from RefSeq and is a predicted model, not a curated record.